GUAGGCAUCACCACGCACGCAAAGAAACACCACAAAAUUUGUGUUUGCUGACGUUUAUUGUUUAUUUAUUGUUUUCAUUUAAAAUAGCUGUUUGCAAGAUUAUUUGUUGUAAUGAAAUUAAUGGAAAUCAACGGAUAAUCGAAAAUACAUAAUGCUGGUUUACAGUUGUCUUCCUUUUGCUGUUUUCAAUGUGAUCCUUCUUCGUGUUUGACAAGUGAACGACAGGAAUAAAAAAAUUGUUAAUUAACCAAAUGUUUUUGAGAAAAGAAAAUAGCUGCCGAGAACCCAAGUGAAAGAAAGAGAAAAGUGAAAGUUUUGCAUAUUUAUGUUUCCACCCAUUGAAGGUCUCUCCGCUAGUUCAAUGUGAAGUUCAUUGGGUCAUUGAAUAUUUUCAAACGCUGCUAAACAAGGGCUUUUAACACCUUUUGUCUUGCUAUUUUUAACGACCGGCUUGUCAUCCUUGAAACCUAUUGGAGAAAAAAUGUUGGCCAAUUCCGGUUAUGUUAUGACGCUAGCCAAUAGCAUUAUUGGUGUGGGUAUUCUGGCUAUGCCGUUUUGUUUUCAAAAGUGCGGUAUAAUUUUAUCAAUAGUUUUGCUUGUGGCCAGCAACUGGGUAACACGAAUCUGUUGCCAUUAUCUUAUAAAAACGUCAUUACUAACACGAAGAAAAAGUUUCGAGCUCUUAGGUUUUCAUGCGUUUGGUACAUCUGGCAAAUUGUUGGUGGAACUAUGUAUCAUUGGUUAUCUAUUGGGUACGUGCAUUACAUAUUUUGUGGUAGUAGGUGAUUUGGGGCCACAGAUUGUUAAGAAAAUGUUGUCAUUGGAACAUGACUAUCAUCAUUUGCGCACUCUGCUAAUGUGCGGUGUUACCCUGGUGUGUAUCAUACCAUUGGGUAUGCUGAAAAAUGUCAGCAGUUUGUCAACCGUGUGCACAGCAUCGAUUGGUUUCUAUGUCUGUUUGGUUAUCAAAAUCAUUUUGGAAUCAGAGACUCACAUUAAGGCUAAUGAUUGGACCGACAAGGUUGUGUAUUGGCAACCCAGUGGGGUCUUGCAAUGUCUACCCAUUUUCAGUAUGGCUUUAUCGUGUCAGAUGCAACUUUUCGAAGUAUUCACCACCAUUAAUAAUCAAAGUUUGGAAAAACUAAAUAGUAUUGUUCGCAAUGCCACAUGGAUAUGCACCUUUGUCUACAUAGCUGUGGGAUUCUUUGGCUAUGUUGCCUUUUGCACCCAAAAGUUUUCGGGCAACAUCUUAAUGAACUUAUCACCUUCCUUUGGCAGUGAUGUUAUCAAAAUUGGUUUUGUUUUGUCAGUGGCCUUCAGUUUCCCCUUGGUUAUAUUUCCCUGUCGAGCUAGUCUGUACUCUCUAUUGUAUAAAAAGGGACAAAUGGAUGUCUCGGCGUAUAUACCGGAAACCCGCUUCAAAGCCAUCACUCUCUUUAUAGUGAUAUUCUCCCUGGGCGUAGCUUUAACAAUACCAUCCGUGGAAUUAAUUAUUGGCUUGGUUGGCUCGACAAUAGGUGUUGCUAUUUGUGUAAUGUUUCCAGCAGCUUGUUUCAGAUCCAUCAUACGCAAGAAUAGUAUGGAACGUAGCCUGGCUCAGUUAAUUAUCAUUGGUGGUUUUUGUCUUAUGAUUUUGGGUACAUAUGCCAAUCUGUCUGCAAUUGAUGAGAAGAGUUCUGGGGCUCAUUUAGAUGUGCCCAAAAUUGAUGAAAAAAUAUUAAAGCCCUCGGAGGGCCCACAUGAUUUCUUGGAUGAAAAAAUUAAAAAUAUUGAAAAAGCAAUGGAAGAGAAAUAUGCCAAAGUGGAGGAGGCAAGUAAAAAUCAAGAAUUGAAAAAGAAUCUGGAACAGCCUCUGCUUAAGGCGAAUAAUACACAAAUAACAGCAAAAUUGCAAAAACCAUCGCCGCCACCACCAUUGCCUGUUGAUGAAAUACACCCACAACAUGAGGAGGUGAAUGCAAAAGAAAAGAAAUCUGAGGAAAUCAAACCGCCCUUAGUGUUGGAGAAUAAGAAGGAAGGUAAUGAGCCACCGGCAGCUAAGGAAGAAAUAAAAAUCGUGGAAAAAGAAGUCAAUUUAAAACUCAAUUUCGAAAAUAAAAUUGCGGAAACUAAACCCGAAAUUGCAAAGAAAUCAGAAGAUGGAAAAACAACGGCCAGCGCUGCUGCCCUGCCCCAACAAACUAUUGAUCACGAUGCCAUACGUAAAGAUGAAGAAAUAGCUAAAGAAGAAAUGAAAAUUGAAAAGAAACAGGAAAAUGAGGAACUUAAGAAAACCAAGGAAGAACUAGAGAAGACGAAAGAUUUACUCGAAAAGAAGGUGGAAGAACUCAAGGAAGAGCUUGUGAAGCAAAAUCAGGAAACUCAAAAUUUAGUUGUAGAAAAACUAGGUGAAGUUGUAGAAAAAUUCGAAGAAAUUGAACGUAAAGUACAAAAUCAAAAAGUGGAUGAUUCGCCCAAUCAAGUUGCCAAAGAAGAAAAGCAGGAGAAUAAACCUCAAGAAGACUUGAACCACGCAAAUAAUACCGAUAGUCAAAUAAAACCCAGUAAAGGAUCACUGAUUUCCAUAUUGACUGAAAAUAGAAAUUUAAGUAACGAUCAUCUCAACAAUACAAAACAAGAAUCUGCUGUCUAUGAACCCUUGUCAUAUAAAACAGGUGAAUUAAUUGAGCAUGCCCGUAAUGGUAGCAAUUUGGAGAAACGUUUACCUCUACCAUUAGCUCUGCUAAUCAAUGCAUCACAGGCGAAAAUAAAUGAUACUAAUGUAAAUAUUAAACUGCUAAAUCAAACUUUAAGUUUGUCCAAUAAAACCAUGGAAACGGAUAAAAUCAAUAUCGAUUCAAUUAGAAGAGAAAUUUUACAAUUACAUGAAACCGCCGACAUCACAAAUCCCACCAAACAAACUUUACCAUUAGACAAUAAAGAAAAUACACAUCGCAUCAAAAGAUCUAAUUUAAUGACGCAGGACAAUUGCCUGCCAGAACCAAAUAUUGGACAAUUAAUGGCAGCAGCAUCUAGUUUAAGUAACGGCGGUGGCGAUUUGGAAAUGAAAAUUGGCCGAGAUUUAAAAUCAAUUAAUACCGAGGAUUAAGUAGAUUUCUUUUGAAAUUCGGUCUACAUAAAAACAAUUUCUUGGCAUUUAGUAGAUUAAUUUUAAUUCAAUAGAGAAAAAUCCUUACAUUUUAGGAAUCGAAUGAUAUGAACACUAAUUGUACCUUUUUUAGUAUUGUUGUAAGAUGUAAUCUUAAGAGGACAUACCACAACUUAUGACGUUUAUAUUUAUUUAUUUGUAAAUAAAUAACUAUUUGUAUAUUUAGAAACAAUAAUUAAAAAAUUAAAAUUAAAUUCCAAGAGGAAAUAAUAAAUUGUAAUUGUAAAUAGAGAA
Messenger RNA from Musca domestica (house fly), 3382 nucleotides. Its product is annotated as putative sodium-coupled neutral amino acid transporter 10. Gene Ontology annotation, molecular function: amino acid transmembrane transporter activity. Lineage: Eukaryota; Metazoa; Arthropoda; Insecta; Diptera; Muscidae. The record is from RefSeq and is a predicted model, not a curated record. The transcript is spliced from 7 exons. The coding region runs from base 482 to 3088 and encodes 868 amino acids. Gene Ontology annotation, biological process: amino acid transmembrane transport.